This is a messenger RNA of Miscanthus lutarioriparius, 723 nucleotides long. NCBI's taxonomy places the organism in Eukaryota, Viridiplantae, Streptophyta, Magnoliopsida, Poales, Poaceae. The record is from the annotation of a GenBank genome assembly.
AUGCCGCGCAAGGGUGCGCACCGCCUCUCUGCCGGAGAACGCGACCGUCGCCUCGCCGAGGAGGUCCUCUACCUCCACUCCCUCUGGCGCCGCGGCCCUCACGCCCCCGCCCCCGCCCCCGCUCCGAUCCAGUCCCGCUCCGCCCGCCGCGAAGAACUCGACCGCCGCCAAGAACGCGAGCACCUCACGCUCUACCGCGUCCUCCGCCGCAAAGAACGCAAGCACCGCGCGCUCGCCGCUGUCGUCUGCCGAAUGCUCGGGUGGGAUAUCGAGAAACUGGCCCUGCCUCGCGUCGUGAUCGAUCCCCGGGCCACGGCCGGUGUUCAACACGCCAAGGAGAAUGAUGGUGCUGGGGAGAAUAAUGGCUUCUCGACUGAUGAUGAUAGCUAUUCGAUUGAUGAGGAUGAAGAGAGUGAGGAUGAAGAGGAGGACAUUGAGACAGAGAUGCCAGACCCAGCUACUGAUGGUGAUGAAGAGGGCAGUGAAAUAGAGAGCAAUGAAGAGUAUGCUGAAAAGGAGGAUCGCGAGAACAGGAUGGAAUACUCGAGUACUGAUGGUGAUGAAAAUGCUAAUGAACUAGAGAGAAGUAAAGAGGCUUGUCAAAAGGAGGAUGCUGAUACAGGGGUGGAAGGCUCUAAAAUUACCGAUGGUGAUAAAGAGGCUAUUGAACUAGAUAACAGUGAGAAGAUUCCUGAAAAGUUAGCUUCAGUUGUCAAGUGUUGA